AGUCGCAGCGCUCUCUCCGUUUCGUUCGCACGCACUCAGUCAGUCAGUUGAAUAGGAAAGCGAGUUUCGGAUCGGUCGUUCGUUCGUCGCGCCGCGGCUACUGCUCUGUUGUUUGUGUAGUUGGUGUGCUGUGUGUAGCUGCCCUGCCCAACAUUUUUAUUAGAAAAUAAUUAUCGGAAGAAAAUCCGUGGCCUGGGACGAUAGCGAUUGCACGAUUGCCGGAUAACACCGUCGCGCGAAUUGGAAGAAGUUGUGUUUUUGUAUUGUAUUUGUUUUCAACCAAACCAGAGCUCAAUAGAAUUCACCUUCACAUAAAGUGAUCAGAUCGGAGAAGGAUGCAAACGAUAAAGUGCGUCGUGGUGGGCGACGGUGCCGUCGGUAAGACCUGCCUGCUCAUCUCCUACACGACCAACAAAUUCCCGUCGGAGUACGUGCCAACCGUGUUCGACAACUAUGCCGUCACGGUCAUGAUCGGCGGAGAACCCUACACACUGGGACUGUUCGAUACUGCCGGUCAGGAGGAUUACGAUCGGUUGAGGCCACUGUCCUACCCGCAGACCGAUGUAUUCCUGGUGUGUUUCUCCGUCGUCAGUCCCAGCUCGUUUGAGAACGUCAAAGAAAAGUGGGUACCGGAGAUAACGCAUCACUGUCAGAAGACGCCGUUCCUGCUCGUCGGCACGCAGAUCGAUUUGCGCGACGAGCAGAGCACGCUGGAGAAGCUGGCCAAGAACAAACAGAAACCCAUCACGUUGGAGCAGGGCGAGAAGCUGGCCAAGGAACUGAAGGCAGUCAAAUACGUCGAGUGCUCGGCGCUAACGCAGAAAGGGCUCAAGAACGUUUUCGAUGAGGCGAUCCUGGCCGCACUGGAGCCCCCGGAGCCGGCGAAAAAGCGAAAGUGCAAGUUUCUGUAAACCUAACAAUCCUGUAUUUUUGUUUGUCACCACCACCACCACACGUAACCUUUCUAUAUACAACAUACACAAACACACAUUCGUUUCUUUCGUUUUUGGUGAGCGAUUUAUAAAAAAAAAAACCCUUGCUAAACAACACAUUUAACGUUGGUUAAAUUAUUAGAAGGAAAGAAGCAACAAACAUACCGGCGAAAAAGAGACAAAACAAAAGCGUUAGAAUAUAGAAUCGAAAACUAUUGUAUUGAAAACAAACAAAA
Molecule: messenger RNA, 1168 nt
Organism: Ochlerotatus camptorhynchus
Lineage: Eukaryota; Metazoa; Arthropoda; Insecta; Diptera; Culicidae
Gene: Cdc42
Product: Cell division cycle 42
Exons: 5
Coding region: 336-911 (191 amino acids)
Biological process (GO): endocytosis; Cdc42 protein signal transduction; establishment or maintenance of cell polarity
Molecular function (GO): protein kinase binding; GTP binding; GTPase activity
Source: RefSeq, a predicted model, not a curated record